This is a messenger RNA of Schistosoma mattheei, 2922 nucleotides long. The record is from the annotation of a GenBank genome assembly. Lineage: Eukaryota; Metazoa; Platyhelminthes; Trematoda; Strigeidida; Schistosomatidae.
AUGGGGAUCUUUAAUGAAUUUAAUAUAGAAUUAAAUCAACUUACACCAUUACAAGAAUAUGACAUAAUUAUUGAACCAAUAUUUCAUAAAUAUAAAGGAAUUGCUGAAUCCAUUACGACAGAUAAAUUGAAUCCUUCCAUGGAUUGUAAUUUAACAUUUGAACAAAUAAAUCAUAAUGAAAGUUUCAUUUAUUGGUCAUUACCAUCGUUAAUUAGAUCCAAUCUAUUGAAUAUAAUAAAUAAUUCUAUGUAUUUACUUGAAAUUUCACAUAUUGGUAGACCAGAAAAGAAUUUAGAAAAGACAUGCUUUAUACAUAGUUGUUCAAUGGGUAAUUCAUCAGAAAAAGUUAUGAAUUUUCUACCACAAUUGGAAAAUGAACCACAACGUUUAAAUUGUUUCACAAUUAAACUACCUAUUUAUAAUGAAACAACAAAAUUUACCUUCAAUUGUCCAUUAAUACCAUGUAAAUUAUAUGAAAUCUCUAUUCGACUUUUAUAUCAGAAUCAAUUUAUUAAUGAAUUCAAUUGUAAACGACGAUUUAUACGAAAUGGUUUAGUAUCCAAAUCCCCGUCAAAUGUUUAUGCAAAAGCAUUAGCUAAUAAUAUGAUUCUAUUUCAAAUGAAUAAACCGAAUCCAUCAACAUUUAAUCAUUGCAAUAUAUAUGGUUAUAUUAUAUCGUUUAAUAAUAAUGAUGAUGAUGAUGAUGAAUAUCAAACCAUUCAAUCAUAUCAUUAUAGAAAUUUCACAAUUAUUCAUCUAAAUGAUUUACAAAAUAACAUGAAUUCACAUUUACAUGUAUAUCAUAAUAUGUCAAGUGAUCAAUUCUUUCUUAAUAAUCCAUUCCCUUCAGCUAAUUCUAUUUCAGUUCGUAUUCAAUCUAUUCCAAUGGAUGAUAAAAAUUGGAUUGAUUUAAACAUUCCAUUAAUAAAUUCAAAUUGUUAUUUAGAUUGUAUUUGGCCAAAUCAACCUCCAUAUUAUCGAUUUACACAAAUACUAAAUCACUAUAAUUAUAUAGGUCAACAUAAAAGUUAUGUAAUUCCUCAAACCAUAAAAAAUAGUUUACAAAUUUUUCAAUGUUCAACAAUGAUAGAUCAAGUUAAUAGUCAUUCUAGAUUAUGUCAAUUUAAUUCAAAUAUACAAUUAUCCGAGUACACAUUUUGUAUGGAUACUUAUUCAUCUAUUAAAACAUGUUUUGUUCCUACAUGUGAUGAAACUGCUCUUAUUCCAUGUGUAACUUUGCCAAAAUCUAUCAUUGCUAAUUCAUCCACCAUACAAAUUGAAUGGUUAACAACUCAAUUGUCAUUACAAGAAAAUAAUUCAUUUCAAUUAGAUUUUCAUAAUAAUGAUCAAAUGAAACCUGAUUCUUAUUUAAUUAUUUUAAAUCAGUUGAAUGAAUUUUAUGGAAUUAAACAUGGAGUAUGUGCUCAAUAUUCAUUUGUGGUUAUAUCCAAAGAUACUCAUGAAAAUUGGAAAAAUUAUUUUCAUGAUUUAAUUAUUCAAUCAUUAAUUAUAUCAUGUCUUGGACAAACAACCUAUUCAUAUCCUGAAUUAAAACAAUCCAACAUGAUUAUAUUUGAUAAACUUAUACCAAGUACAUUAUAUGAGAUUAAUAUUAUACCAUUUAAUAAAUACGGUAAACCAGGAUCAAAUUGGAGACAAGAAAUCUAUACUACAAUUGCAAUUCCAUGUAAACCAGAUAGUAUGGAAUUCUAUAAAAUUGAAUCACACGCUCUUUCAAUUAAAUGGUAUUUAUCAAGAAAUAUUUAUUGUGGUUAUCCAUCACGUAUUAUUGUUUAUUAUAAACAUAUGAAUAGUGAUGAUAGUGAUAAUAUGAAUGAAGAAUGGUAUAAUAUUGAUACAGAAUAUACAUUAGAACAUAUAAGAAUAUCUUCAUUAAGACCAUGUCAAUUAUAUUGUAUUAAAAUGAAAUUUAUUAAUCAAGCUGGUAUAGGACCAAUAUCAAAUAGAAUUUGUAAUAGAACUAAACGAGCAGCUUUUACAAAUAUACCAAUAUUGACAAGUCAAAUAAUAGAACCUAAUCAACAAAAAACAUCAAAUAAUCCAUUUAUCAUAAUGUUACGUUUACAAAUUCAUUUGAAUUAUACCAUUUAUUGUCCUGUUCAAUAUGAAUUUCUAAUCAAUAUUUAUAAUGAUGAAGAAAAUCCUAUGAUUAUCAUUUCAUCUAAUCCUGAAGUUAUUCUUCGUAAUAAUAUACAACGUGGAAUGUUAUAUCAAUUACGUGGACGAGUACGUUCAAAUGAAUCAGUUUCUACGUCAAUAAUACAUAAUGAAAUGGACAUGUUCAAAUUUAGUCAAUGGGCUCCAAUUACUCUAUUUUAUGCAAAUAUGUCACAUUUUGAAUUUAACAAUUUCACAUUGAAUGUACAACGUCCAAUAGAAAUUUACAAAUCCAAUGGGAACAAUAAUGAUUAUUAUCAUUAUCAGUGUUUAUUCAAUAAUGAAUAUAACAAUGACCUUGGUAACAAUUCACUAGCACCACCACUAACAACAGUAACAAAACCACCACCCACAACAACAACCACAACAACCAUGUUAAAAAUCUAUGAUUUCAAUCAAUAUAAUAAUAAUACCCAUUAUAUUGAUCGACAAUAUUCUAUCAAUCAUAGUUUAUUAAAUAAGAAUAGUUAUUGUUUACAUAUGAAAUGGAAUAUUUCAGGGAAUUUAUAUGGAUUAUUAGGUUUUGCAAUACAAUUUUUUAUCCCAUUCAAUUCACCUAAUAUGAAUGAUCAAUUACAUAAUAAUAUGAAUUUAUUACAACAAUGUGUACAAUUUCUUUGGUUACCAUGUAAUGGAUGUUUAGGAAAUUAUUCAUUGCGAAAUGUUCAUCCGAAUGUUUUGGAAAAAUUAAGAAAACUAAUUGAUAUCUGUAAAUUAGACAGGAACCCAUAUCAACCUACAUGA